UUGGAAAUUGCUUGUCAUUCGCAUUCAUUUCGUUGUUCUUGAAAAAAAAGAAGGAAGAAAAGAAAAUUAAGCUCUUCCGAUAUUGAAAAAAACGCAAAAGUUACAAAAGAACUAAAUUAAAUAAUUUAAACCAAUCUUCAUUUAUUAAUCUUUAUUUAAAUAAACAAAAUACAAAUAUGUUUGGUCGUCAAAGCGGUCUAAGUGGGUCAUCCGGUGGCACUGGUUCCUCAUUAGUGGAAUUCCGUGCUGGUCGCAUGAAUAUGGUUGGUAAGAUGGUCCAUCCUGAUGUCAGGAAGGGUUUGGUCUAUCUCAAUCAAAGUGAAGAUGGUCUAAUGCAUUUCUGUUGGAAGGAUCGAGUUUCUGGAAAAGUUGAAGACGAUUUAAUUGUUUUCCCCGAUGACUUCGAAUUUAAACGCGUCGAACAGUGCAAAACUGGUCGAGUGUAUGUUUUGAAAUUCAAAACCUCGUCACGAAGAAUGUUCUUCUGGAUGCAGGAACCAAAGACCGAUAAGGACGAAGAACAUUGCCGACGUGUGAACGAGCUAAUGAACAACCCGCCAUCGGCUAAUCGCAGUGGCAGCGAUAGUGGCGACUUGCAGUACAUGCUGAACAAUAUGUCGCAGCAGCAACUCAUGCAGUUGUUUGGCGGUGUUGGUCAAAUGGGCGGACUGAGUUCGCUUCUUGGAUCGAUGAAUCGUUCGUCGGAUAGCAGCUCUUCACCGCGAACAGCAAGUACUCCAACUUCUAAUCGCCUAAAUGCGAGCACUUUACUAACUCCAGAAAACUCUUCGUCAUCGAUUCCUCGUACUCCGUCCGCUCCAAAGUGUGCUAGAGGCUCAAACGCCGGUUCGAAGAAAUCCUCUGACGCAUCGGGCGGUGGAUCUGAAGAGGUGAGCUUCCCAGGUCUUCGUUCUUUCAUAUCAGGCUUGUCAACCGAUUCAGCUGGAGCUACAGCAGGAACCGGGCGUACCAUUAACAUUGAUUUGUCUACUGCUAUUGCCUCUUCCGACGCUGUUAAUCAAAUAAUUGCUGACCCAGAUCGUGCUAAUACACUUUCCGUUCAUCUGCCUGAAACCGAUGAAUCCGACGAGAGCAAGCGCCAGCAGAUCAAAGAAACAUUAUCGUCGCCUCAAUUCCAACAGGCCCUAUCGCUUUUCUCGAAUGCCCUGCAAUCUGCUCAAUUGGGUCCAGUUGUAUCACAAUUCGAAUUGUCGCCGGAAGCAGUUGCUGCUGCCUACUCAGGAGACUUGGAGCAGUUUGUUAAGGCGUUGGAAAAAUCUAAGCCAAAUAUUGAGCCUACUAAGGAGGAAACUGUCGAAAAAAAAGAUUAACAUGAGAAGCAGAGUUUCACGGCUCCAAAUGGUUUUCAAAUGGAAAAAUUAUAUUUUUGUGAAAUUAUAGUAAUCUUUAUAGCAUAACUGGCUUGGUGUGUUUCAAAAUUAUAAAACCUCACUCAAUUUGUCGCGUUAGAAAAACUUAAACAACAAAAAAAUAUAUAUUAAACAGUGGUAACCAAAUGACCCAUUCAAAUUUAAUAAAAUUAAUCGCAUAUUUAACCAAAAUAA
Molecule: messenger RNA, 1565 nt
Organism: Episyrphus balteatus (marmalade hoverfly)
Lineage: Eukaryota; Metazoa; Arthropoda; Insecta; Diptera; Syrphidae
Gene: Rpn13
Product: proteasomal ubiquitin receptor ADRM1 homolog
Exons: 3
Coding region: 177-1331 (384 amino acids)
Biological process (GO): ubiquitin-dependent protein catabolic process
Cellular component (GO): nucleus; cytoplasm; proteasome regulatory particle, lid subcomplex
Molecular function (GO): proteasome binding; ubiquitin binding; endopeptidase activator activity
Source: RefSeq, a predicted model, not a curated record